Molecule: messenger RNA, 906 nt
Organism: Fusarium verticillioides 7600
Lineage: Eukaryota; Fungi; Ascomycota; Sordariomycetes; Hypocreales; Nectriaceae
Exons: 1
Coding region: 1-906 (301 amino acids)
Source: RefSeq, a predicted model, not a curated record
AUGACACGGAAUAUUCUAAUUGUUGGGGCUACUGGCCAACAAGGCAAGGUCACCGUCGACGCCUUAUUCAGGGCAUUCAAGAACUCUCGAGAACAUGAAGACAUCAAAAUCCUUGCUUUGACGAGGUCAAUCACGUCCCAAAAGUCUCAAGCGCUUCAAACAGAGUACCCAUCUAUUGCCCUUGUGCAAGGUGAUACUCAAUUGCCGCGACCCAUCUUCCAACUACACCCAAAUAUCGCAUCAAUCUUUAUCGUCACAGUCCCGCCAAAUGACGAAGCACAGGCGCUGCCUCUUAUUGAAGCAGCCACAUCGCACCGGUCAGUACAUCAUAUCGUCUUCUCCAGCGUUGAUCGUGGUGGCGACGAGGUUAGCUGGUCGCAGCCAACUGAUAUUCCUCACUUUGCCGCCAAGCACCGCAUUGAGCUCCGACUACGCAAAUUAUGCAAGGAGAGCAACAAACAGUGGACUAUCUUGAGGCCAACUGGCUUUAUGGACAGCUACAACCCUGGCUUCUUCGGUCAGAUGAUGGCGUCCCUUUGGGCAGAAGGAAUGCCAAAGGAUCGAAAGAUGCAGCUGAUUAGCACCCAUGACAUUGGGGUGUUUGCAGCAAAAGCGCUUUUGAACCCAGUUGCUUGGACGGGGAAGGCAAUAGCACUGGCCGGUGAUGAGUUGAGCUUCUUGGAGUUACAAGAGGUCUUUAGAGAAGUGCUUGGAGAGGAGCUCCCUCAGACAUACAAGGUUGUAGCAUAUCCUGUGCUAUGGAUGGUCAAAGAUGCGUCGAAGAGCUUUGAGUGGUUUAGAGAUGCGGGCUGGAAGGCAGAUAUACAGAGCUUGAAGGCACAGGAACCUGACCUCCAGGACUUUGCAUCGUGGUUGAAGGAGUCGAGUAAAUGGAAGCUAGUCUGA